AUGCCAAGUCCACAUCGCACACAAUCUGGACGUCGUGGGAGUUUGGGUCGAGCCAAUUGCACAAGUGCAGAAGAUUCAUGUGUCUUUGUGGACAAAUUGAUUCGUGGUGUCCAACUACGGUUACAUAAAGAACUGGGGUUUCGUGAAGUAGUCGUAGCUACAGGACAAGAAGCUUCUGAUAUUGACACAGAUUCAAGUGGUGCACACAAUUCGGUCGAGUCACCUGGUGUGGCAGACACACAACAACCCUGGGAAGUUUACAAUAAAGCUAUUGAUCGACAGAGCUUAGACGCUUCACAAUGUAGUGAAUGUAUUCAAGGCACUGUUUAUGUAUCAGAUGGAUACGAAAAGAAACAGAGACUAUUGGUUAUUGUACCAUACAGAGAAGCAGGUAUUUGGAGUCGAAGUAUCUGUAUGAAUCAAUUUGACAGUGACAGUGACAGUGGUUCGAUGAUGUCGUACUUAAAAAAAGCACUUAAUGAGAACUAUGGAGUCGUGAUUUUCAAUCCAGCCGCACAAAGUUGUCAUCCACGUGCUCAUGUGGAGAAUGCAUGGGAUCAAUUGAUUGCACCAUUAUUAAGUGACGUUUUUAUCGUUGCUUUCUCACGUGGCGCGCAGAUGGUUCUUCAUUUACUCAAUUAUGACAAUGGAUUAGGUGUUAUACAGGAUCGAGUGAAAGCUCUAGCAUUAGUGGAACCCUCACAUUAUGUCAGUGAAAGUGAUUCGUACUUUGCACGAAGAGUUUUAGCUCGACGUGCAGUCGCCUGGAUUCUGAAUUCGGAAAUUGAUGUGGGCUACAAAAUUCCACAAGGACAUACUCGUCAUGGCUGUAUUUGUGUAUCAGCAGGUACAGUACCGUCCAAUGUUUUGGGCAGUAGUGGUGCUUAUGCACUGGAGAUGGUCAAGAGUUCAGUAUUUGGAUCCUUUGCAGCUAGAGGAGGUGAGGCGGCAGGAAUCACUGUGAAUGCAAACAAGAUUAAUGCCUGUGGCAUUUGUCAUCGUAAAUUGACGAUGUUGAAUCGACGGAUCCCGUGCUCCUGGUGUGAAGUCAAGUACUGUAGUCACUGCUGUGAAGACAAAUUUGUACCGGCUUUUGGUAGCUGGCGUGUCUGCUCAUUGUGCCAGUCACUACCGUGCUUGAUUGACCCACGUCGUAAGAAUCGCAGUGCGAAAAACCACACGAGUCCAACAGCUGCUGCACAUGAACGCUGCAGUGUUUUUAUUCGUCCUAUGGCGGAUGAUGAUGGUCCUGUGUGUUUGGGAGACUUUGAAAUUGUCAAACUCGUAGGGCGUGGUGCAUGUGGCCGUGUCAAGCUUGUGCGUAAGAAACACGGCUACGAUGAAGGUGUGUUUUACGCUAUGAAGGCUAUUCGCAAGAAACUUGUGAUUCAGCGUGGCCUCGUAGAAGCGACAAACGCCGAGCGGCGCAUUCUUGAUCGAAUCAAACAUCCGUAUGUGGCUACUCUGUGUUAUGCCUUCCAAACGGAGGCGAAGCUGUAUCUGCUGUCGAAGUAUUAUCCCGGUGGCAAUUUGCUGGACCAGAUGCGGCUAGCACGAAGGUUUCAAGAAGAUCGUACGAAAUUGUAUACUGCCGAGGUGGCGCUUGCUAUCCGUCACUUGCAUCAGAAUGAUAUUAUUUAUCGCGACCUGAAGCUGGAGAAUGUGCUGGUGGACUCCGACGGUCAUGUGGCGCUCACGGAUUUUGGAAUGUCUAAAGAGAAUAUGCCUAGCCACGGUCGUACGUCUACGUUCGUUGGUACGUACCAGAUGAUGGCACCUGAGGUGUUCGGCGGCAAGUCGUACUCGCGUGCGGUGGACUGGUGGGCUCUUGGUGUAAUGGUAUAUGAAAUGAUCGAUGGUCGUACGCCAUUCAACGCCAAGACUAACCGUCUCAUUAAGGAGCGAAUUGUAAACGUGGAUUUGAAAUUCUCGCCUCGUUUCAAUGAAGAUGCGAAGGAUUUUGUAUUCAAGUUGCUGACCAAGAACGAAAACGACCGUUUGGGCUCGGGUGAGCAUGGUUUUGAGCAAAUUAAGCACCACCCGUGGUUCAAUGGACUCGACUGGGACAGUGUGGAGCGUAAGGAAGCGCUGUUUGAGGGUCAGUAUGCUCUCAUGGAAAAGCACGCCAAGGAGUACCGUACUGAGGAUAUCUUUGAGACGUACAUGAACACGGUGGAGGUCCCCAUUGACACACCUGCGUCGGUGAAGAACUCGAGUAAUGAGCUGUUCAACGAUUUUGCUUUCAACUAUAUGGACGGACCUGAUGAGGAGCAGCGAGAUAUUCCAGAGCCGGAUGGGAAGAGCAGUCGUAAAAAUCUAUUGUCGCCCAUGUCUGCCACCGAGAGCAUUACUGAACGAUCUUCGAAGCCUAAACCUCUCACUGAGAAGGAAGACGAGAUGUUGGAUACAUUCUUGUCUUCAAAUGGGUCGCAUUUUGAUCUUACUCAGCUGCGGCCAAACCAGGCCACAGACUUUGGUGUGUCUGUGUCUGUCUGCUCGUCGCUGAGCUGGACAGGAACUGACGAUGAGACUGUCGAGCCUGUCGAGCAGAUAGAUGGCGUGCUGGAGACGACAAAAGUGGAUGAGGAAAAAGUAGUGGUGAUCAACAAAAAGAACUCGCCGAGCCUCACCAAGACGCAGCCAAUGUCUACCACAAGCAACGACGACUCGCAGUCGACGAAGACCGGCAGCAACUCGGAUGUUGCUGCCGCAACAGAAGUCGCACAAGCCUCGUGA
Peronospora farinosa is the source of this 2736-nucleotide messenger RNA. The record is from the annotation of a GenBank genome assembly. Lineage: Eukaryota; Oomycota; Peronosporomycetes; Peronosporales; Peronosporaceae.